UAAGUAGUAAUAAACAAACCGUUGAGCGAGUAGCAUUGAUUUACACAAAGUUUUCAUAAACAAAAUUAAUAGAGAUAAGAGCUGAAAAAAUGUCAACUUUGAAGUUGGUGCUUCAGUUUCUACUCCUUGGCCUUGUGUUAGUUUCUGGAAGCUUUCGUUAUUACAGGAAGUACAAAUACUCCCCAGAGCUGAUAAGCGAGUUGAAAGACUUUGAGAAGCUGAUUCCCAGUGUCACCAUCGACGAAAUAGUCGCCGAGCACAUGAUUACGGACUCGGGCUUUCGCAAAGCCGUAAAGUUUUUGCGCAGCUCCGAUUUCAAGAGGUUACAGCAGCGCAUUGAGUCUCUGCCAGAAGUUGUGGAUCUGAUUAACUUUGUGCAUCUGAAUGACACGGCCUUCGGAAAAGUGCAAAAACACUGGCAUCAUCGUGACAAUUACAUCAGGCAUCGUCGAUCGGCUGGUGACGAUCUCAGGGAGGAGAUUAUCAUGGUGCUCCUUGAAACGAGCUCAGAAGCCGGACAGUUAAGUUCCUUUACGAGUUUCGUGGAGGAGCUUCUCACGCAUCUGCCCCGAGAUCGAUUUGUGGCCCUAAUAAACGAAAAACGCCAGCGAAGCCCCAUAUUUGCAAAGUUCUAUCAGGCCCUGAAAAGUUCAGAAUUCAAGACAAAAUCCGAAGCGGCUUGGAACACAACGAAUGUACAAAGCGUGGUUCGAGAGCUCGCCGGACAUUCCAUCAAUGCCCAGGACCUGAAAACGAUUGGCUACGAAGUCAUCUCGUGGGGACCAACAUAGCCUUAGAAUUCGCAUACAUUUAAGUCCAAUAAAAUCAGAACUUAAUGGCAGUGUUAGCCAAAGUCGA
Molecule: messenger RNA, 858 nt
Organism: Drosophila elegans
Lineage: Eukaryota; Metazoa; Arthropoda; Insecta; Diptera; Drosophilidae
Exons: 2
Coding region: 90-791 (233 amino acids)
Source: RefSeq, a predicted model, not a curated record